Molecule: messenger RNA, 1314 nt
Organism: Naegleria lovaniensis
Lineage: Eukaryota; Heterolobosea; Eutetramitea; Acrasida; Naegleriidae
Exons: 3
Coding region: 1-1314 (437 amino acids)
Biological process (GO): attachment of GPI anchor to protein; protein localization to cell surface; proteolysis
Cellular component (GO): GPI-anchor transamidase complex
Molecular function (GO): GPI-anchor transamidase activity
Source: RefSeq, a predicted model, not a curated record
AUGACUCAAUCCUCACACCACCGUGUAAAGGAUAUAUUUCGGAUCAUUGGUCCACACCGAUCCAAAGCUUUUACUUCUUCCGAUCAUAGAAGAACCACUAGUUUUAUGAUUUUAAUUUUGACAAUCAUAAUAAUAAUUUCAAUUGUGAGAGCACAACCAUCCAAUCCAAAAUCUACCAUAAUUUCAUCAUCAUCGGAUCCAUCAUUAACAAAUACUCACCAAUUACAAGCACUUGUAGAAAAAUUCUUUUCCGAUACUCAUUCUUCAUCUACUCAAAAACAUUCCAAUAAUUGGGUGGUACUGAUUGAUACAAGUAGAUUUUGGUUCAAUUACAGACAUGUUGCAAAUACUCUUUCUAUUUAUCAUAUCGUUAAGAAUUUAGGUAUUCCCGAUUCUCAAAUAUUAUUAAUGUUGGCCGAUGAUGUAGCAUGUAAUCCUAGAAAUAGAUUUCCUGGAGAAGUAUUCAACAAUAAGAAUAGACAGAAAAAUUUAUAUGGAGAAAAUGUGGAAGUGGAUUAUAGAGGAUAUGAAGUCACUGUUGAAAAUUUCUUUAGAGUACUUACAGGAAGACAUCAUGAUGCCGUUCCUACCAGUAAACGUUUGAUGAGUGAUGAACAUAGUAAUGUACUGUUAUUUAUGACUGGACAUGGAGGUGAUGAAUUUUUCAAAUUUCAAGAUCAAGAAGAAAUUAAUAGUGCAGAUAUUGCUGACGUGAUCCAUCAAAUGGCUGAAAGAAGAAGAUUUAGAGAAAUGCUCAUGAUUGUGGAUACAUGUCAAGCUGGAUCUUUAUUUGACAAGUUAUAUACACCAAAUGUGAUUGCAGUAGGAAGUAGCAAACGUGGGGAAAAUUCAUAUUCUCACCAUUCUGAUUUGGAUAUUGGAGUUGCUGUGAUUGACAGAUUUACGUAUUCUUCUUUAGAGUUCUUUGAAAAUCGUGAUUUUAGACACUACUCUCCAUCUGUGAGAAAUUGGUUUAACUCAUAUACUGCUGAAGCACUACAUUCGACUCCAAAUAUGCGGUACGAUCUCUAUCCAAGAAAUCUAGACACAGUGCCCAUUACAGACUUUUUUGGCUCUGAUAUUAAAAUCGAAUUCCAAGACGAACGAUAUCCACGAGGAAAUGCAACGCUUCUUUCCACAUAUCUACCCAUUCACACCAAUGAGGAGUAUCGAAUUACGUUUCCAUCAUCAGAUGAAACCGUGGUAGCAGCCCAAGAAACACCAGUCACUUUUGAGAAUGGGCUCUCAAUUGUAAAUAAGAAUAUUGUAGCGUUAUUUGUCAUUGGAGUGUUAAUUUGCCUAUUUUUGAAAUAA